Messenger RNA from Pocillopora meandrina, 10055 nucleotides. The record is from the annotation of a GenBank genome assembly. NCBI's taxonomy places the organism in Eukaryota, Metazoa, Cnidaria, Anthozoa, Scleractinia, Pocilloporidae.
CACGUUUGUCUGCACGUUGUUUAGGGGAGGUGUAAUAGUCUCGAUGGUGGUCUGAAUUUUCCGCUUUUCUCCUUGCAUUGUCUAGUUUGUGUGGUAGCUGUCGAUGUCAUGUAGGUGCUGUCGUCACAGAAGUAUUUCCAAAACGAAAGCAUCGCAGUUUCAUCUUCAUUGCUCGUCGAAAAUCGUAAGCAAUGACUUCGAAUAUAAACUCUCUUCAUUGGUUUAGAAAGGGACUCAGGUUGCACGAUAAUCCGUCCCUGCGGCAGGCAAUAGAGGGUAGUUCCACUUUCAGAGCAGUAUUUUUCCUCGAUGUGGACUCCUUGGAUGAGAUCAACCUAUCGAAAAACAAGUGGCGAUUCCUUUUAGAAUGCCUACACGACCUCGAUAAAAGUCUGAGAAGACUGAACUCGCGUCUCUUUAUCGUUCGAGGUCAGCCGAUCGAUGUCUUUCCGAAGCUAAUUAGACAGUGGAAUAUUACUAGAGUAACGUAUGAAUAUGACAGUGAACCAUUCCCACGGAGAAGGGACGAUUCGAUAAAGCGCUUAUUGGAAUCAGAAGGAGUUGAAGUGUUGACGUCAGUCUCUCAUACGCUGUACGACAUUGACGAGUAAGUGUUCAUUUAAUUUGUUUAUUUCAUUUUAAUGCGAUCUUAACCUUGAGGCUCUUCGGUAGCGUUAUAUUUCUUUUCUUCUGGGUGGAAGACAAGGAACUAUGACCAGUCAUGUGUCACACGCGCUUGAGUCGUUUGAGCCUUGUUACAUAAGAGUCUAGGUUUGUGGACCUUAGCUUUAGUUAUGCAAUUAUCACUCAAACAAUCAGGACGAAGAGAAAUGCCACAAAGCCAAAAUAUAUAGUUAGAAAAUACAAGGAACAUUACGUAGUUUAUUAAUCCUUGGGAUGCUGCUGAACAAGUUUCUUUUUGCAAAGAAGCACCUAGUCAAAGGGCUGAUCAGAGGUACUUGUGGUGGGGUAAAAGGCUGAUCAGAGGCACAGGUGGUGGGGUCAGGGGCUGAUUAAAGGUACAGGUAGGGGAGAGAGUUAGUGCCCCACAGGUGGGAUGGUAUUUGUACGCGCAACAGUUCUCUUUCACAGGAGGAUGCUGAUGACAACCUGUUCUGGUCCUCAAGGGGAGCUCAAGUUAGAUCAACAGAAAUUAACUAUGUGAUUGACCCCCUCCCCUUCUGCCCCCGCUUCUCCCACUAUACAUCCUCCCUGCUUAAGAAGUAAGAGACUAGCUAGUAUGAAAUGGUUCUCACAUUUCACAUUAUGUAUGAUAGCUGAAUACUAAAUUGUUUAGAAGGCCACAAAUUGAAGUGUAAAUCAAGUCUUGCAUGUCUAGGAGCAGCAAUCAGCAGGAUGUUUGCAUGUGGUAGAAUUUAACAUCAUCAUAUGGGCCUGUACAAAACAGGGACAGGCUGUGACUCUUGUGUAAUGAAUAGGAAAUGUGCUUAGUGUCAAGUUGUGUGAAAUUUGAAUACCAGUUGUUAGGAGAAGGGUUGCAUUAUAGGGCAGAGAGAUUGAUGAGUGUUCAUGUCUUUAUAGAGCUUAAUUGUAAGCCACUUCUGCUCUCCCCUGCAUGAAAUGUAUCACAUUUCUAUUCUUCAUUAUAGAGUCAUCAAGUCAAAUCAUGGGAAUGUUCCAGUUACUUUCAAGCAGUUUGAAUGCCUAGUAAGUAAGUUGAAAAGUCCAAGCAACUGUGUACCAGUUGUCGAUGAGCAGUUGUUAAAAAACUGUAAGACACCUGUGGAGGAUAAUGACGAAAACAACUAUGGUGUACCAGAAUAUGAUGCCCUUGAUUUUGUUGAGGAAGAAGCUGAACCUGGACAGUUUGCAGGAGGAGAGACAGAAGCUUUGAGAAGACUUGCUGUUCUUGAAAAAGAGGUUGGUAAAGAUUUAUUUUGGCUGAAUGUUUUCUUGAAGGAGAUAUUUGUUGUAGAAACAGUGCAUUUCCUCUCACUGGCCUUUAAAGUUAAUACUAAAUUCUGACACUUGGCAGGCCUUAGGAAUCCAGAGAUUAACUUCUACUUAGGAAAAUGUUCCUUAAAUUUCAUUUUAAACUCUAGGAGAAAUUCUGCCCAUUUAAAUCUUAGGUUAGCAACCUGUUCUUUUACCUGUGGGGUGACCAAGUUUCAUUCCUCUUUUCAAUCCCUUGCAAAGAAGCAGUCAUGACUUUCACAUCCAUUUUUUGUCAUGUGCAUGUGACUACUACAAUUUUGUUUGUUUGCAUUGUGAACAGGUAGCAGAACCAAAAUUGGGCAAACCACAGCAAGAGUCCAAUUCUCCAUUUCCCAAGUCCUCAAAGUUGAGUCCAUACUUGAGAUUUGGUUGUCUGUCAGUGAGACAACUUUUUCACAGAAUGAACCAAGUCUACAGAGAGGUUUGUAAUUGAUUUUUGGUAACAUUGUUUUGCAAAAGUUGUGGUGAUCUUCGAAUAUCAUUGAUAAAUGUUUUGUGAUGUUUAUAGAUAAUCAGUGAGCUCUGCAGCAAUUACACCCAUCUAGUGCUUAUAACUACAAAUCACUUGCUCUUGACAUGUUGUUGCUUUUGAAUUGUGGCCAUAUUUUAGUUUUCUCUUAUGCUGAACAUGUAUCAACAGAUGCAAUAUGAGAGUCACUCUAUCACUGGUAGAGACCUAUGAAGGUCUAUCUAAUACCCCAUUCACACCAGCAAAACAUGUUAAGUGAAACUAGGUAUAAUAAAAAUCAGACCCAAAGAGCUGAAAAAGUGAAUUUUUCAUUAGUUGUUAUUAAUCACAUACUAUUAUUUUCAAUGUGCUACAUUUGAAGUCAACAAAGAUAGGUUUGUGCAGCUUCUAUGAAGAAAACAACUCAAUUGCAUUUGACAGAACAGUUUUAAAACAUGUUUAAGCUUUGGUGUGAAUGGGGUAGAUGAUUAUCAGGAUGAUGUGUUGUGUAUUUGCAAGUUUUGAAGGAUUCUUUUCUAAUGGUCUUUAAUUACGUUGCAGGCUAAUGGAAAACCAGCCCCAAUGUCAGUUCAUCUACCAUUAUUGUGGCGAGAGUUUUAUUUUGUUGUGGCCAGUAAGCAUCCUAAUUUUGACAAAAUGAAGAACAAUUCUCUUUGUUUACAGUUUCCUUGGGAGAAGCAAGCUUGCAAACUGGAAAAGUUCCAACAGGUGAAUUACAUCAUGAGCAUGUGUUUUACAAGGGUCAUCAAUCAGAUGUUGUGGGACUCUCUGCGUUCCAUUUUCAUGUGGGGAAAACAGGACUAUGUGAAAGAUUGAUGGUGUGAAAAUGUGCAGAGAUACAAUUUUUUUGAAAAAGUUGUUUUUAUAUUGAUGGUUAUUAUUUUUUUUAUUGAUAACCUAUCAAAAGAUCUCAUUCAAUAAUUUGAUAACAAGAUCUUUAAUCUUUUUUAUACUCCAGGGCAGGACUGGAUUUCCAUGGAUAGAUGCAAUGAUGCGUCAAAUGCUAUUGGAGGGAUGGAUUCCUCACUUAGCCCGUCAAGCUGUGGGAUGUUUUUUAACCAGAGGAGCUCUCUGGAUAUGCUGGGAAGAAGGAUUUAAAGUAUGUGUUAAUGAAAAUUACACUGUUGACUCUAACAAUGAGCUUUUGUAGGAACCAAAUGACCUUCCCCUGGUUGGUUCCCACUCUUGGGUUUAAACUCUAGACUGAACAUAUUUAAGAGGCACAAACUGAAUAUUUUGUCUUAGGAGCUAUUCAAUGUACAACAUGGCAUAUGUCACAUUCAUUAUGUUGAAUUCCCUUUUCCCCCCCCAGAUAUUUGAGAAGUAUAUGCUUGAUGCUGAGUGGAGUAUAAAUGCUGGUAGCUGGAUGUGGUUGUCAUGCAGUGCAUUCUUUGCCAAACAUCCUCAGUGGACAUGCCCAGUUGGUUUAGGAAAACAUUUGGAUCCACAGGGCAACUAUGUGAGGUACUGACUCCUGAACAGUUUAAAAAAAAGAUUGACAAAUGAAUGUGAGUUAGUAGGUAAUUGAAAACCACACCUAAAGGAAAGGGCCAAAAACUUACUUGGAACACAAGUCUCAGCCUCUCUUUGCCUUUCCACCCCCACCCCCCUGAAAACAAUCUUGCAUGCUAAGCAUGCUAACUUUUUCAUCCAGGGGGGGCAAGACAUAUUAGCAGCAGGUCAUGCAGUAAGGCAGAUAAGGGGUUAUUUGAGGGGAACAAGGUUGAUACCCUUCUUUUAAAUGUAAUCCAGUAAUUGAUGUUGAGGUUAUUGUUUUUAAAGGAAAUACAUCCCAGAGUUAAAGGAUUUCCCAGCAGAGUAUAUCUAUGAACCGUGGGAUGCACCACUUGAAUUGCAGGUGGCGUGUAAUUGUGUUAUUGGUACUGAUUAUCCACAACCCAUAGUCAACCAUCAACAAGCAAGGAAAAGUUGUGUUGAUAGGCUGAGAGGAGUGUAUCAAAAUCUUGUGACAAAGGGUGAGUUAUCUUUGAAGCUGUGGAGGAGAAUAAAUCAAUCAAUAUCACAUGAAAUAAUCUGAAGCAAUCCAAACAUGUCUGAUUUACGUUUCUUCUCUUUUUUGUAGUCUCAUGCAAUGUUGGACUUGGCCAUAAUGCUAUGCACUGGUUCAGAAAGGAUUUGAGGCUCCAUGACAAUCCCUCACUAUGUGAAGCUCUAACAAAUUGUAGAACAUUUCAUGCUGUGUAUAUUCUGGAUCCUGUGAGUGCGAGAGCUGCAAAAGUUUCUGCCAACCGUUGGAAAUUUCUCGUGGACUGUCUACGUGAUCUGGACAAGAGUUUGCGAGAGUGUGGAUCAAGACUUCAUGUCAUUCGUGGGCAGCCAACAUAUGUGUUACCUAAACUUUUCCAAGACUGGAAUAUUUCAAAACUGACAUUUGAGUGUGAAAUUGAGCCAUUUGGACAACGGCGAGAUGUGGCUGUGGCUGUCCUUGGUGAAGAACAUGGAGUGGAAGUUAUUUCUAAGCCUUCACAUACCCUGUAUGAUCCUGAAAGAAUAAUUAAAAGUAAUGAGGGUGAGGCACCCAUGUUAAUAAAAACAUUUGAAAAUGUUAUCCGGCAAAUGGGCCCUCCGGAGAAACCUGUCGAUGCUGUGAACAAGGAAAUGUUCAAAGGUUGCGUUUGCCCAGUCUCAAAUGAUCACAGCACAAAAUUUGGUAUCCCAAGCUUAGACGAACUUGGCUACAGUGGGUGCGAAGUCACCACAGGGGAUUUGUGGGUUGGAGGAGAACAGGAGGCCAUGAAAAGGUUAACUGAACUUGAAGAGAAGGUAAAUAGUGAAUUACCUAUUAUUUCUCAUAGUGUUUACUCUAAUAUGAUUUGUGUUUGUCCCUUCUUAGUAUUGCAGCAUUUCUGUUGGAAUUUAUAACAACCAAUCUGUUGCAUAAGUCUUAUUUGGGGUAUUCCAGAUGUGUAUGAAAUAGAAGUACUACAUUUGAAGUAAUCCUUGUAGUUUCUACUUUUUGAAAUGAAAGUGUUCUUCUUCCUUUUGUAGUCAUCACCAAACUGUAAGUGCUACAACACAGUCACAUGCAGCCUAAUCAGGCACUUGUAGAGCCUGAACCAUGUGCAAGCAGACUCAUGGAACAUGCACAUAUCUUAUCUUCAUUGACACUAGAGCUCAUUGUUGAAGACUCUUGGAACACAUAUAAUUAUCUUGCUUCAUCUGCUUAAACAGUAGAACAAGUAUAUUGAUUAGUCAUCUUAACUUCACUGAACAUGUUUGUGUCAGGUUUUGGAGGGCAAUUUAAAGAAAUCUGUGGAAGGGCUAGAUGCACUAAGGCCAUCCAGGACACAGCUGAGUCCUUACCUACGCUUUGGUUGUCUUUCUCCACGGCUCUUUCAUUUGAGGCUUACCAAAGCCUACAUGAAGGUAAGGUGAAAUUGCCAAAAGUGAACCUGUUGCAUGUUUAUCUCAUUGCCACUGGGAUGGACAAUUUUUAAGUUUUUGAGUUAUGGAGGUGUCCAAAUUUUUUUAGGAUAGGGUACUUUUUAAAGUGGGACUGUAGGCUAACUCAAUCUCUUAGGAAUGCUUUUGUUUUUGCACAUAUCAAAAAAUUGUUGUCCAAGUUGCCUAUCUGCAAAAUUUGAAUACUAGAGAAUGUGCCUUUUUGGAAAUACCUGCAAUAGAACUUUCUUUUCUAAGACUGAAUCUCAUGGCAAAGUAGAGAUAAUAUCCUGGUUUAAUGGUGUUUGCAGCUCACACGGUUUUUCCUUUAGAUGACACUUCUUGCAUGUCUAUUGUCAGAAUAAAGUAUUUUUUGGUGGACCUGGCUGAAAAUCUUUUUUACAACAAUCUUUGUGUAUAUCCUAAACCAUUUUGAGUGACGUUGAAUUGGCUUAGAUUUAGAGAAAUAUCUCUUCAAAAUGGCUUUUCGGAGAAACCCCUUCAAUUCAUGUCCCCUAGUGAAAGAAUCAUUUCACACAGAUUAUUUGUGGAAUCAUAUCAUAUGUGAAAAUUUCAAGUCAUUGCAACAAAUCUGUCUUGAAAUAUUUUAUUCACUAAAUUAUGGAAAAUUCAGCACAUUAGCCACUGGUAAUACCUUAAUGUGUUCAUGCUAUUGAGAAACUUAAAUUGCUAAAAUGUACAUUUGUGAUACUAUGCUGAUGUUGUUUGCUGAUGCUCUCAGUUUCUUUCCUAAUGAACAAACUGACUCUAUUUUUGCUUUUUUGCCAUUGUAAUGCAUGAGAUUAAAGCAGUCAGGUCAAUAGUGUUUGUUGUUGGUAGCUCUUUUAAGGCUGAAAACAUCGUGUAUGUCUUAGGUGAAAUGCCAGCCACCACCAUUGUCACUCUACAGGCAGUUAGUUUGGAGGGAGUUUUUCUUUACACUUGCCAGUCGAAAUCCUCAAAUGGACAGGGCAGUGGACAAUCCACUUUCUUUUAAUAUUCCUUGGGAGGAAAACCAAGAUGCAUUCGAUGCAUGGAAAAAGGUACAAUAAAUCCAGAAUCUGAGUAUUGUUUUUACUUUACUUGUGGUUAGGUGCUCUUUAUUUUGAAACACUGCUUGCAUCUUUUCUAGAAAUGUUCAAUAUAGCAACUGUUCUUUUAGUAAUGAUGAUGAAUUAAUGUUAACCCUUAAACUCCCAAGAUCUCAUUGGUGAUUCUCCUUACUGUCUCCCAUACAGUUCUUGUGAUGUUAGUUUAGAGAACUUGGUAUUGGAUCAACUUACAAUCCCCCUACUGAUAUUUUUCCUUAUUCUCAUCACUUGUCUGCUUGAUAUUGCAUUGAUAUUGAGAGAAAUUAUGUCGUGGUCACUCAUAGGAGUUAAAGGGUUAUUGAGGGAACUUAACCUUUUGAUUACAAGACAGGAAAUUUCUCCCUUCAAUAUCUAUACAAUAUGUAGAAAGGUAACAAGAAGUAAGAAAAAUAUCAACAAGGAGAUAUUGAUUGAUUUAACAUCAAAUCCUUAGAACAAGAAUCCCAAGCAAUAUAUGGGAAUGGUACAGAGAUCUGAUAAUAAGAUCAUGGCAUAAAAGGGUUAAGUUAAAUCAAAGGGUAGGAUACUUAGUGGUGAUACUUAGUUGUUCUAGUUGCAGGAUUUUUAUGAGAGAUUUUGCUGAAAGUUCAUCACCUUUAAAUGUGUGUGUUGGUCAGUGAUGCCCCACAUUUCCAGUCAAAGAAAGUGUGGCUCGUUUGGCUUAUUUGAUCAGAUGCAUUAGUCUUUGAUGGAAUUAAAACUAUAAUUGCAUAUUUGCUUUUGAUCUUGGCACUAUUUGACUAAGAAUUAAGCUUACUUCUUUAUGCUAGGGCCAGACAGGUUUCCCAUGGAUUGAUGCUAUCAUGCGACAAUUACAUGCGGAAGGGUGGAUCCACCAUGUAGCUCGACAAGCUGUUGGAUGUUUCCUGACGAGAGGAUGUCUUUGGAUUAGUUGGGAAGAAGGAUUUAAGGUAUAGCUGUGAACUUUAUGUUAUUGAUCUUUUGUAGCCCUCAACAAAAUUGUUGUUAAGUUGUAUGUUUAAAGUGAAUGUUAAUGUUGAGUAGUAUUUUGGCUUUUUUAAUACUAUUUUAUCACUGAAUUGAUAUACAUGUAGAUAUUGCUUUUACACUUAUAAGGAUACUGAGAUAUAUGUUGAGAAGUGUUCAUUUUGUACAAUAUCUUCUGUUGUCCAGUGGCAGCUAGUAAAUACCUUAAUUUGUUAUUCUUUGAAGUUGUUUUCUUGUUUGAUAACUUAUUACAAUAAUACGCUCAUGAAUGGCUCAUAUUUUCCUAUUUUUAUGCCAUCCAUACAAAAUGUUUGUUUUCUUUUGAAGUUGUUUGAACAGCUUCAGUUGGAUUCGGAAUGGAGCUUGAAUGCUGGUAAUUGGCUUUGGGUGUCAUGUAGUGCAUUCUUUCAUGGACAAAUUCCGUGGUAUUGCCCUGUCAAUGUUGGAAAGAAACUUGAUCCCUCAGGAAAUUUUAUAAGGUAACUUCACUCGUACUUCAUUUUGCAUUUCAUUCGAUUGCCAAAAUCUUUGACCUUAAAAAGCGUUGGCAAGAUAUGAUGAGACCUAACGGCUUUAUGGGUACACAUGUACGUAAUAACAUGAUCAUCAAAGUUGCACGUGAUAAAGGAUACCAGCCUUCUAAAGUUUCCAAGACAAGAAUUACCGUAAACAAAGAUUUUCACGAAUAAUGAUAAAAGAAAAGCACAGACUGUGUUAUUGUGAAAACAUUUCCCAUGUAGCCACUGUGUGUCAUCGUUCUUGAAUCAUGCUUUUCAGGUGUCGACGUUUUUGCAAUCGAGUAUGUAAAGGAAAGUUAGCCUGAUGAUUGCUUGAUCUGUACUCUUUUGCUCUUCAAUGUUGUUACAGAUGAAUAAGUAACAUGUACUCUCCACUUCUCGUGCGAACUUCAAAACAUUCACUGGAGAAAACAUUUCAUUAUGAAAGCUUAUUCAAAUACUUAAAACGAAAAAACUGGUGACUGAGGUAAUUCUAGGUAGAGAAUUCGCUUGAGGCCCCAGAGAAAACACCUUAUAUUCUGCCACUAAAGUAGUUCAGGAAAAAUUGGUUGAAUCUUCCAUCUUAUCAAUUUUGUCAUAACAUAUGAGCGUAACAAGUCUGUAGUCCGUGCAGUUUUGUUCAACAUGCUAGCUUGAUGAACAUGUCCGUAUCAAGCUGACAAAAAUAGUUGACAUUUGAUCAAUUUGUAUUUGCUAUCUUGACAGGCGAUACGUCCCUGAACUCAAGACCAUGCCGACAAAGUACAUUCACGAGCCUUGGAUGGCACCCUUGGCCGUGCAGAAAGCUAGUAACUGCAUUAUCGGCCAAGAUUACCCAGACCGCCUCUGUGACCACAUCGAGAGACGGAAAGUUUGUCUUGAACGACUGAAGGACGUGUGCCAACAGAUUCAGGGAACUAACUCGUCAUCACGUGAUAUUGCCGAUGUCGUUGAUUAAAUGUUCAGUUAUUGAUUCCCAACAGAAUAGAUUUUCCUGAGUAUUAGUGUUGUUUUCUGUUUUUGUUUUGUUUUGUUUGGUUUAUUUAUUCGGUACGAAGAAAUAGUGGCACUACUCGGCUUAAAAGAAAAAAAAAUCGCCGAUACUCUAGAUGCAAAAGGGGUAGUUCUUUCUUAUGGGACCAAGUAUCGAGUACUUGAUCUGCAUUCAAAUGUAAAAUUAGUCAAAACUCUCGCAGUCAAGGGUUUUCCAAACUGUGAAACAUUUGUGAAAAUAUAAUAUUCAAUGACCACAUCUGAUAUGUACAGCAUCAAAGCAUGUUACGUUGACCGACCCCAUCCAUAUGAAGAGGUGUUUCACGUUGACUUGUAAAUAUUUAAUUGGUGCAAAGGAAAGUUAAUAUUAUUCAUGGACCUCAACACUCUUUUAUAGGUUACUAACCAACCUAGCAGUUAUAGUCGACUUAAGCACGGCUCAAUUGUUAAAAUUUAAGAUGAGCGACUCAUAUGGAAAGUGACUGCUUCGUGAUCCAAACGUACUAGUUUUGUUUCAUCGUAUUUCACUUCGAUGGAAGCCUUUUAACGAUAACUGAUGCAAUUUUAACUUGAGCGAUUUGGUUGCCGGUGCCGGUUCAUUAUCCAGUUUUAAUUUUAUCAGGCUGUCAAAUACUACAACUUGUACAGUUUAAACAUGUAGCCUGAAUAAUUGUAUAUAAAGUGGUUAUUGUCACCCAG